UUGCCGCGGACUACCCGAAACACGGGGUCCUCGGUGGAAGGACCCCGCAGAGAAGUAAACACAGCAGAUGUUGAGUUAAUUGAGCCGCAGUCAUCGAUUUUUAGAUGAAUUAACUUUGUUGCAACGUGUAAAUUAUCCGCAGCGCGAUGGCAGAAGACAACGAGCUGGAAAAGCGUGCGAUCGAGGAGCUCCUCAGGGAGACUGACAGGGCUCGGGUGAGAGCAGAGACCAUGGGCCCCGCAGGAUGGUUAAAGUGUCCCCUGCGGAGCACCAACAAACGCUUCCUCCUCAACACCCUGCGCUCCACCGGCCUGCAGCGGCGCUCCAGUGAGCCCAGAGCCAGCCACUCUUCCACAAGUUCACACCCGAGGAGCAAGAGUCAGGACAGAAGCCUUGACCGCAGCAGAUCACCUCCCAGAGAUCGAAGGAGCAUUGGAGGCCACACAGAACAAAGAAAGCAUCACAGGGACAGCAGAAAAAAUAAGGACAAAACAGAGGAAAGAGACAAAGAGAGGAGUCACAGACACAGAGACAAAAGAGACAGGAAACACGGGGACGACGGACAGAACAAACACAGACUUCGUGAGUGAAGCACUUCUGCUUAUAGAGGAGGAACACUGCUUUACCAGAAACCACUUCCUUUCCAGGGAGGACAGAGGUGAUCACACACCUCACAGAGCUGCCGAGUCGUGUUCCCCUGGCUGUUAAGGAGGCAGAAUGGACACUGAAUUUAACUUUUUACUAAUUCAAGAAGACCAAACUUUUUUUCCUUACAGAGAAACAAGGUGGACAAUUGUCUUAUACAUUAGUUAAUUCUUUGUUAAACUUUGAAUUUAUCAAUAUAUUUAAGGUUUAGAUUGAUUUCUUUACAUCGCUCACACAUCCAGUAGUUAAGAUAAAAUAGUUAUAAUUUUCUUUAGAAAUACUAAAAGGGCCAUUACAGCUCAGGAUAUAAGAGCCUUUGAUUUUUUUUCCAUGACCUCCCCUCUCAAAUGACUCAUGGUUUGUUGUAAUUCUAUUCCACUUACAGUAAAUGAGGAUUGAUUUCAAUUAUAAUGUCAUAACCAUUCUCCUGUCAUUCACUGGCCUUAAUGUUUACAUAAGCUGUGCGACUGUCGCCACUGGGUAAGCACGUUUUAUCACGUGUCUAACUUUUUGACAUGUAUGCACUGGCUAUCAGAAAUGCUUCUGUUUGUCAAAGGACUUUUUUUAUUUUCUUGUUUUCCUGACACUCCUGCUUGUGCCCGUGUCCUCAGAUACAACAUGAGUAGGUUAAUUUAAUUUUAAUUUAAUUAAAAAAAAUUUGAUUAGGCUGUAAAAGAAAUAAUAGCUAAAACUACUAUGACAAUAUUAACACUGUGGCUAAACUUGUACAUAAAUCCACUAUUUCAGUGUUUUAGUGGGGUCAUUUGGGCCUUUUGAAAACAGAUGGAUUUGCUCAAGUGUUGAAAAUGUAGUGCUGUUUAUAUCUUUCCUAUCCAUGCGGUCAAAGUUAGGCUUCCUUCAUUUUAUUGUUCCUCAUCCUCUGCAUUUUAUAAACGUCUUUAUGUUCACAUAUUACCCACAUGUCUAUUAUAGCAAAGUGAAGCUGCAUUACUGCUCGCUUAAAUCCAUUAUGCAGAAAAAUUCUGUCUGGAAAGGCGACUAAAUUGCGUUUAACACCCCUCAUGCUUCAUAAAUCACAGUGUCCUUCUCCACUGUAGUGGAGGAAUAGCUUCGGUUAACUGUUUCCUUCCUCUUUGCAACAAUGAUCAAAUAUAAACACCAUUAAGCCAUAGUGCAGGGGGGGUGAUUUAUAUAGAAUUGGUUUACUUGAACUUUAUUGCAUCUCUGAGUGCCCCAUUAAGAUACAGUGGAAAAUGCUGCACUUGCUUUUGAAGAACUCAGUGCAAAUAGUGUGUAGAUAAAACGCUAUCAAGUUAAAAGCCUCGUGUUGCUGCAGCUUACAUGAGAAAUAGGAAAAUUACACUGAUCUUAUAGCAGAGGCUCAGGAUGUUGCAUCAAGGCGCAGGUCAGGUUGUGGAGACAUGCUCCGUGCACUCGCUGGUUAAUUGAGUUCUGUUGCUCUCUCCAACCUAAUUGGUUUUACCAUGAGGGCUGCUGUUAAAUGGGGCGAACACACACACACACACACACACCUGCUAAUGGCCAGCAAACAUGGUGAGAGUGCAGCAGGGGUAAAGCGACGCUUGUCAAGGGCCCAUCGUGCAGGGGACACUCGCUAAAUGGUGUUAAAUGAUGCAUUUGCAGAAGUGUCAUGGGA
Paralichthys olivaceus (Japanese flounder) is the source of this 2263-nucleotide messenger RNA. Its product is annotated as protein POLR1D. Lineage: Eukaryota; Metazoa; Chordata; Actinopteri; Pleuronectiformes; Paralichthyidae. The record is from RefSeq and is a predicted model, not a curated record.